AUGGCUGUCCGCCCCUUUUUGGGUGGCGCUCUCGAUACGGUUGCGUCAACCUCGACGUCGCUGUCGCCCUCCCCGUCCCCGCCGGCGUCCGUGCCUCGCGAUUUCGCUCCUCCUGCGUGUCGCCCCUCCGUCCCCUCCCCUUUCUUCGUCGUCAUCGUCGCUGUCGCGAAAGCCCUCCGGUCCCUCGAUUCCCUCGCCUAUCCCCUCCGCUGCGUCGUCCCAGUUUAUAUCCUCAUCCUCUGCGCACGUCGCGUUGGCUUCCUCUCUCCCCCUUUCCUCCCUGCCCCUCUCGCUGUCUGGUGUUAA
Messenger RNA from Emiliania huxleyi CCMP1516, 306 nucleotides. RefSeq lists its product as hypothetical. Bases 1 to 306 code for a protein of 101 amino acids. The transcript is spliced from 2 exons. The record is from RefSeq and is a predicted model, not a curated record. Lineage: Eukaryota; Haptophyta; Isochrysidales; Noelaerhabdaceae.